AUGCCUGAGAUUGAGAGAUACACAGGCAUAGGAUGCCCUCGCAUCCAUUUGAGACUCUAUAGUACUGUUAUGAGGGCCCAUGGACUGGAUGAUGCCCAGAUGGUUAUGCUCUUCCCUAUGUCAUUGAGUGGAGCUGCACAGCGUUGGUUCGCUUCAUUGGAGGCUUUGUACGGUAUAGAGGAGGGCAUUGCUAGAGGACUAUGGUCUGAGUCUUCCCCUACUGAUUCUAAGGGGAAGAGGCCUUCAGGAGGACAGAGAUCAGGAGAUGUUGGUGCUAUCAGUUCAGCAGGGAUGAGACCUUCUAGACGCUAUCAGACAGUUGGGCAGACUCCUGGGUACUACUAUCCACCUUCACCUCAUGCGCAUUACAGACCACCCGCUCCUUCCAGACCCAUGACUCCUACUUAUCUGCAUCCGGACUCACAGCCUGUUUUUGCUGCACACGUCGCAGAGAGGCCUCCUGCCCCAUAUACUCGACCCCGAGCUCCACAGACCACUACUUAUGUGCAGAGGCCACCACGUCAGUUUGCUCAGUUGAGUAUGCCUUUGAGUCGAGCUUUUCAGAAGCUCACAGAGGGUGGAUUACUGAUUCCAUUAGCAUCCAGGCCUUUACCCCAACCCAUACCACCUCGCUUCAGGAUGGACUUACAUUGUUCCUAUCAUCAGGGGCCAGGGCAUGACACGGACCAUUGCACUGCUUUGAGACAUGCUAUUCAGGAUUUGAUAGAUCAGGGUUUGGUCAACUUGGGGCAGCCAAGUGUGACCACUAACCCUCUUCCUGCUCAUUCUACACACGCAGUGCAUCCAUCUUCAGGAGAUAUUCAUCACAUGGACCUUAUAGAGGAUGACAGUAUACACAUGUUGAGUUGGGAUGAUGGAUUACCCGAGCCGAUUGUUUUGCAUGACAGUUAUGAGGUUGAUGGGGUUUCAGUGGUCCCUCAAACUCCUGCACCAUUCAGUUUGAUCCCAGACGAGGCACCAUUCCAGUUGACUCAUCCUACACCCUUAGUUAUCGGAUGUCAGGAUGCCUUUAUCCCAUUCACUUUAUGGCCAGAGGAUGAUGAUUCAGAGGGGAGGGAGAUACAGAUUGUGACUCGUAGUGGGAGGAUAGCUCAGCCACCACCACCAACAGUCAGACCAUUUGAGGAUGAUGACUUGCCACCUGAUGGUUUAGACCACGUGCGCCCUCUAUACAUCACAGUGGGAUGUUCAGGCCGUAGAGUCCCGUCUGUCCUACUAGACAACGGCUCAGCCCUGAAUGUUUGCCCUUUAGCCACUGCUAUAGCCCUUGGUUUCGCGCUUUCAGAUUUUGGUCCUUCUACUCAGACAGUCAGGGCGUAUGAUAGCACCAAGAGGGAGGUUAUGGGUACCUUGAUGAUUGAUUUGCAGAUUGGUCCAGCCACAUUUUCCACUUUGUUCCAGAAGGUGAAGUUCAUUCAUGAUGGGCAGGUUAUCACAGUACAGUCUACCAGGGAUAUGUUAGCCUAUUCCGAGCCAGUACUUCAGAUUAGUCACAGUGAGGAUGACCUAUUUUUGACUGGAUUUACUUUUGAUGAGAUACAGACUCUGGAGAUUGAGGAUUUUCAUAGAGACUUUGUGGCUAUGUCGUUUGAUGAGCACAGUAGCACAGUGGCCGAUUACCGUCACAUGGCGCGGCUGCGCAAGGAGAGGGUGAGAGCCCGUUUAUCCCACACACCAUUUGAUUAUCCUAUUCGACCCUAUAGGAUGAGUUUGGCUGACUACUUUGUCAGAGGAUCAGAGACUCGACCUCAUUUAGAGGAGAUUGAUAAUGUGGUUCAUACAGAUAGAGAGACCGAUCUUCAGCAUCUAUUUCACCAGCUACAGUUGAGUGAUGGGGCUCCCGACACUUUUUUCCCUAUGACGAUUACUCCCACGUCUCCAGAUCGAGCUAGCAUGUUCUCUCUAUGCUUUCCAGAGGAGAUCACGAGUGAUGGGGUGAUUGUUGAUCCUACUGAGGUGAUUGAUGGAGUUGUUCCCCAUGAUGAGUACCGUGAUGAGAUGGACAUGAUGACCGUGAGCCAGAUUGCCGGCAUUGUUCAGCUUCAGCCUGUUUCAGCAUUUGAUAUGUUUGGGGUAUCUACCAUUGAGGUUUUUGAGGGGACUCAGACUCUUCCUGUUCCAGAGCUUCCAGAGGAUGAUAGUAGUUUGUUUGAGGGCAUUGUUAGCCCAGUUGAGGGAGCGUCCGACGUUGUGGACCCACCUCUUUCUUUUGAUGUUUUAUCGGGAUUUGUCUCCCGCUCUGACGAUGUUUCUGUUGCUUCAUUUAUGGAUUUGAGCAUUUUUGAGUAUUCGCCUGUCUCUUGUGAUAGUAUCUCUACAUCUGCACCUCACUCACCCAUUACACAGAUAUUUGAUAUAGAUGAUGAGAUUGCACAUCCCAGUUCGGAUAGGGACUCUUUUGAUCAUGACUCUGGUCCCAUAAAUGAGAGAGUUUCACCUGCUGCAGGGGACGUUGAGACUGUUGAUUUUGGCACAGAGGAUCAGCCUAGAGAGCUGAAGAUUGGUUCACCCCUAUCUACAGAUGAGAGAGAUAGACUCAUCCAUUUACUCAGGUCAUAUUUGGAUGUCUUUGCAUGGUCUUAUGAGGACAUGCCAGGUCUUGAUCCCUCUAUAGUCCAGCACCAUUUACCUACCCUACCACAUGCUAGACCAGUUAAGCAGAAAUUGAGACGGUUGCAUCCACGUUGGAGUCUACAGGUAAAAGAGGAGAUUCAGAAACAACUCAGUGUUGGGUUCAUAUCAGUAGUUGAGUAUCCAGAGUGGUUGGCUAAUGUCGUCCCUGUUCCUAAAAAGGAUGGCAAAGUUAGGGUUUGUGUUGACUUCAGAGAUCUCAAUAAAGCCAGCCCUAAAGAUGACUUUCCCCUUCCACACAUUGAUUUGUUGGUUGAUGGCACCGCAGGUCAUUCGAUGUUGUCUUUCAUGGAUGGGUUUUCAGGGUAUAAUCAGAUUUUGAUGGCUCCAGAGGAUAUGGAGAAGACAGCCUUUAUUACUGAGUGGGGUACCUACUGUUACAGAGUUAUGCCAUUUGGGUUGAAGAACGCAGGAGCCACUUAUCAGAGAGCCGCUACCACUUUGUUUCAUGACAUGAUGCAUAGGGAUGUCGAGGUUUACGUGGAUGAUAUGAUUGUGAAAUCCCGAGGUAGAGCAGAUCACCUAGAUGCUUUAGAGAGAUUCUUUGAGAGGAUCCAGAAGUUUAGAUUGAGGUUGAAUCCCAAGAAGUGCACUUUUGGAGUGACUUCUGGGAAACUGUUGGGGCAUAUGGUCAGUGAUCGGGGCAUAGAGGUCGACCCAGAUAAAAUCAAAGCCAUACUUGACAUGCCUGCACCAAAGACUGAGAAAGAGAUUAGAGGUUUUCUGGGCAGAUUACAGUACAUUAGUCGGUUCAUAGCCAGAUUGACAGACAUAUGUGAGCCUAUCUUUCGUCUUUUGAGGAAGAACCAACCAACAGUUUGGAAUGAUGACUGUCAGUUUGCAUUUGAGAAGAUCAAGGAGUAUUUGCUUUCUCCUCCUGUUUUAGUGCCUCCUACGCCAGGACGUCCACUUCUUCUAUAUUUGUCAGUUUCAGACAUGGCCUUGGGAUGUAUGUUAGCUCAGAUUGAUGACUUAGGAAAGGAGCGAGCUAUUUACUACCUAAGUAAGAGGAUGUUGGAGUAUGAGAUGAAAUAUGUUAUGAUUGAGCGCCUAUGCUUAGCACUAGUUUGGGCUACCAGGAGAUUGAGGCAUUACAUGACAGAGUACUCAGUACAUUUGAUAUCCCGCCUGGACCCGUUGAGAUACUUGUUUGAUAGACCUGCAUUGACUGGUAGAUUGAUGAGAUGGCUUGUACUUUUGACAGAGUUCGAUAUUCAGUAUGUUUCUCAGAAGUCUAUUAAGGGAAGUAUUGUUGCCGAUCACUUAGCCUCACUACCGACAUCUGAGGAUAGACCAGUUGAUGAUGAUUUUCCAGAUGAGGAGUUUGUUGCUAUGACCAGCUUAUCAGGAUGGUGCAUGUACUUCGACGGUGCAGCCAAUCAGUCAGGGUAUGGGAUAGGUGUUCAAUUGGUAUCCCCUCAGGGUGAUCAUAUUCCGAGGUCCGUUCGUUUGGCAUUCUCUGAUCGACAUCCUGCCACAAAUAACAUAGUUGAGUAUGAGGCUUGUAUCCUUGGUUUAGAAACUGCAUUGGAGCUUGACAUUAGACAGAUGGAGGUGUUUGGUGACUCCAAUCUGGUACUCAGGCAGAUUCAGGGGGAUUGGAAGACUAGGGACGUGAAGCUUAGGCCAUAUCAUGCUUAUUUAGAGUUGUUGGUUGCGAGAUUUGACGACUUGAGAUAUGUUCAUCUGCCUAGAGCGCAGAACCGAUUUGCUGACGCCUUAGCUACUUUAGCUUCCUCCGUGGACAUUCCGAUUGAUGCAGUCAUACGUCCAUUACUGAUUGAGUCCAGGUCUACACCCGCUUAUUGUUGUUUGAUUGGAGAGACAGAGGUCCAGGAUGAUCUACCUUGGUAUCAUGACAUUCAUCAGUUCCUCAGAUUUGGCACAUACCCGGAGGUAGCCACUGCCAAGGAUCGGAGAGCACUGAGGCAUUUGGCUACUAGAUUUGUGAUUUGCGGAGAUACCUUAUACAGACGAUCAGCUGAUGGUAUGCUUCUGUUGUGUUUAGAUCGAGCCUCUGCAGAUCGAGUGAUGAGAGAGGUCCAUUCAGGAGUUUGUGGUCCGCAUAUGGGAGGACACAUGCUAGCCCGUAAGAUUAUGAGGACGGGCUAUUUCUGGUUGACUAUGGAGACAGAUUGUUGUCAGUUUGUCCAGAAAUGCCCAGAGUGUCAGAUUCAUGGUGAUCUCAUAUUGGAUUAUCCAGAUGAGCAGCAUUUUAUGCACUUUGAGAUUUGCUUUUAG
This is a messenger RNA of Vitis vinifera (wine grape), 4893 nucleotides long. RefSeq lists its product as uncharacterized. Bases 1 to 4893 code for a protein of 1630 amino acids. The record is from RefSeq and is a predicted model, not a curated record. Lineage: Eukaryota; Viridiplantae; Streptophyta; Magnoliopsida; Vitales; Vitaceae. The transcript is spliced from 6 exons. Gene Ontology annotation, molecular function: RNA-DNA hybrid ribonuclease activity; nucleic acid binding.